This is a messenger RNA of Saccharomyces cerevisiae S288C, 3033 nucleotides long. It is a transcript of the gene SRO77, whose product is annotated as putative Rab GTPase-binding protein SRO77. The record is from RefSeq and is marked reviewed. The transcript has a single exon. Gene Ontology annotation, cellular component: plasma membrane. Gene Ontology annotation, biological process: Golgi to plasma membrane transport; exocytosis. NCBI's taxonomy places the organism in Eukaryota, Fungi, Ascomycota, Saccharomycetes, Saccharomycetales, Saccharomycetaceae. The coding region runs from base 1 to 3033 and encodes 1010 amino acids.
AUGUUUAAGAAAAGCAGGCAUUUGAAGAAUGUGUCAAAUGCUAUCAAAUCCGCGAGAGUUCAUGACGUCUCAAAUGGUAUUAACUCCAAAUUUUUCGAUACUAAGAAAAUAUGCACAUACGGCAUAAAUGGACGAAUCACUGUUACCACAUUCGACUAUACUCAAAGCCUUUUGGCAGUUGCAACUACUGCUGGGGAGAUACAUGUUUAUGGGCAAAAGCAAAUAGAGGUCGUAUUUACGUUAAAAAAUCGACCUCAAAUUAAACACAUGCGGUUUAUUAAAGGAAUUUAUCUGAUAGCUGUAGAUGAGAAGAGCAACAUAAUAGUUCUUUCAGUACACUCGAAACAGAUUCUAACUACUGUUUUCUGUCCAAACAGCAUCACUUGUAUUGAGACUGAUCCGUCCUUGGAUUGGAUGCUGAUUGGCCUCGAGAGUGGAUCCAUAUUGAUCUAUGAUGUGGAUAGAAAUCAAAUGUCCAAAUUGAAAAUUGAAAACUUCCAGAAAAGUGUGUUUUUGCCAAAAGAGAGGCUAUCACCGGUUAUUUCUAUCCAAUGGAAUCCUAGAGACAUAGGAACGAUACUUAUAUCAUAUGAGCAUAUUACAGUCAUAUAUUCUUUCAUUGACUACAAAGUCAAGCAACAUUUUUUUUACCAAUUAGAACCGUAUGCUCCGGGCGGUGAUCUAUCCACAAACAUAGAAAAGAAACGCACUCCAAAGGUCAUUCAGUCACUUUAUCACCCAAAUUCCUUACAUAUAUUAACUGUCCAUGAAGAUAAUUCCUUGGUAUUUUGGGAUGUCAAUAGCGGUAAACUGAUUCACGCUAGAAGUAUAUUUGAAACACAUGUGAAUUUUCCAAAUCCUGCCUUGAAAGACUGUUCCUUUACAGAAACACCCGCUAUCUUUAAAGUAAGCUGGCUUUGCCAGCGUAAUCCUGAGUAUACAUCGUUGUUGAUUGCAACAAAAGCUACAGAAAAUCCCUGUUUACCUCAGGAAAUAACCAUGAUUGACUUAGGCGGCACACCAAUGUAUUCUGUGACAUCAUUUGACGCAAUGAGCAAGUACUAUGCUAAACCGGUUCAACAAAAACUAUUUUCGUUGAUUGGCAAAGCUCCACUAAUAAAUUUUCUACCCUUGCCGAAGGCUUCUCCAUAUUUUGGUGGAUGCCAUGACACAAACCUCAUUUUAUUACUUUUAGAAGAUGGCGAACUUGAAACAUUGAUAUACCCAGCAGGCUCUUUUAGUUCCAAGGCCUCCAUUUUCCCUCGGAGCUUAGCAUGGGUUCGACCAACGGUUACUACUUGUAUAGCGCAAUCAGUUCAAAAAAAUCUUUGGCUGGGGAUGAUGACAAUCGCUCAAAGUGAAUCGUUUUUAAAAGGUGGUAUUCCUGCCACCAGAAAUAUUAGAAGGCAUGAGACCAGAUCUGCUUUACUAACUGGGCAUAGUAAUGGUUCAGUCAGAAUAUGGGAUGCUUCACACAGUGAAGUAACUGACAACGCUGUAUUUGAAGUGAAUACUGCUAAAGUACUUAACAGAGCUACUAACCUGGCCAUAAAAAAUAUCUCCUUUGCAUCGGAAACAUUGGAAUUGGCGGUAUCAUCUGAGGUUGGGGAUGUUAUUCUUUUCAAAUUCGAAACAAACAAGUUUUACGGACAACUUCCCAAAAGCGAUGCACUGCAAUUGAAGUUUAGCAGAUUUUCAUUGGAUGAUUCAAAAACUAUUUUAGUUGAUGUUUCGGAUAGAGGGCCUACGAACGUUAAACAAGGCUUUAUACCAAGUACGGUAAUACAUGCUAAAAAAGGUGCGGUGUCCGCAAUCAUGAAUAGUAAUAUCGGGUUCGUUGCCGUUGGUUUCAUUGAAGGAACCUUAAUAAUAUUGGACAGAAGAGGCCCGGCUAUAAUCUUCAAUGAAAAUAUUAGGGUCAUUUCUAAAGCUGGUAGCUCUUACGUUUCAACCGUUCACUUUUGCGUCAUGGAAUAUGGAGAUGAUGGGUUCUCUAGUAUUUUGAUGCUAUGUGGAACGGAUAUCGGGGAAUUGAUGACUUUCAAAAUACUGCCUGCAACUAAUGGAAGAUUUGAGGUUAAAUUCACUGAUGCAACAAAGACCAACAAUCAAGGAAAAAUUCUAGGAAUAAAUUCUUUUGCCAAAGAUACUGGCUACAGUUGUUCUGCUACUAUAUCAAAGAUGCAGGGUUUAAGCAAGGGUAUCGCAAUACCUGGAUUUGUUACUAUCAGUGGCGCAAAUGACAUUCGUUUAGUAUCACCAGGUAAAUCUAAGGACACUCAUGCGCUUUUCAAGUAUCCAAUUGCCACUAGUGGAUUAUCAUUUAUUCCCAUUAUUGACGGUAAAGGAGAAAGAAAGCUUUCAACUAUUAUGAUCGUUUUGCUAAUUAAUGGAGAUAUUAAAGUUUUGACAGUACCUGAGCUUAAGGAAGUCAAAAAUCUACGCUGCCCGGUCCCUCUAAGCGCUCAAUACGUUGAAAAUUCAUCUAUAUUAGAAAAUGGUGACAUUGUCAUUCGCACAGGGAAAUUCCAAGCCUCUUUGAUUUCAGUACUUAAUGAAAGUGCCACCGGAACGAAUCAUACUGCUGACAUAUCACAACAUACUCCUAUUGAUACCUUGUACAAUCCUGAUUUAAAGAUUGGUUAUAGGCCUCAAGUGAAUUCCUUACAAUGGGCUAGAGGAACUAUUUAUUGCACACCAUAUCAACUUGAUGAGCUACUGGGCGGUAUAGAAAGGCCCGAAUCGAAGUAUGAGGAAAGCGCAAUUGCUCGAGGAUGCAUAUCUUCCAGUAGUAGUAAUGCAGCCAGAAAGUUACCUCCCGGUACGGAAGAUCACAGGUAUGCCAGACCUGUAAGAAGCUCUGGAAGAAGUAAUGGAUAUGGUGUCCUUAAAAGUGUUUCUAGGGCAAUUGAAACUCGUUUAGACACGGUAGAAACCACUAUUAAUGACUAUGCAACCACAAUGGGACAAACCAUGAAUGACGCAAUGGAAGAAACGGGAAGGGAUAUGAUGAAGAGCGCUGUAGGUUUUUAG